Xyrichtys novacula (pearly razorfish) is the source of this 33833-nucleotide messenger RNA. The record is from the annotation of a GenBank genome assembly. NCBI's taxonomy places the organism in Eukaryota, Metazoa, Chordata, Actinopteri, Labriformes, Labridae.
GCUCUUGGCGUUGUGUGAGCGCUGCGAAGUCGGAUGUUGACAGGCCUGCUGCUGAGGUUGUGGCUGCUGCCGCUAUCACGUUUCCUCAGUUUGUCCACAUCUUGCUAGAACUUUCCUGUACCUCAAACAUAUCCACGGCAACGCCAUGGCAACCGAACGGCAAGUACAACCUACUACUUUAGAGUAAAUAUAUCUUUAUUUAUUUGUUUAUACGCAGCAUUUUCACCGAUAAUCUCUCCUCUCGCUUCAGAAGCUUCCCCGAUAGCUUCAUAGACGAAGAUCCACAGAGAGCUUUGCAGGUAAAGAUCAGCGUCAGCUAUCACAUAUAAAUACCAAGUCUGAAGAUUUCUUGGCUCCAUGAGGGAAUAAUGUCAGUCUUCAUUUAUCCUGAGCUGCUUCUGUGUAAAGAAAAUGAUGUUAAAACACGACAUAGCCAACAGAGUUAGCCAACGUGUCUUGUUAGCUUUACUUUGAAUGAAAAGCAAGUAUAAGUCCCUUAAAGUUAAAUUAACUUUUUUUUUCAUAUCAACUAUGAAAGUGCAGCAUUUGUAAAGGUAACUUUGUGUAUACAUUCAGUUUUACAUGUUUAAUCAGUUUUAAACUUCAUAUAACCUGAGAAGACUUUUUGCUUUCAAUUUCUGUUCGGUUACUUAUAGAUUUUACUGCCGGUUUGUUCGGGGAUUUCUGCUCCGUUUUCACAUGAAGUUAAAGUCGAAUUUUUGGUUUGUUUUAGUUUUGGUAAUAUGGUAAAUAAGUUCACAGUGGUACCCAAAAGAAGAGCAGAUAAAGUAUUGUUUACAUAAAACUCAGAAUAUCAGACCAUUUUCAACAGAAGUAUUAUAGUCUGUGUAAUAAGUGCAAUUUUAGGAUCACCUUGAUUAUGAAUUUCACUACAUUACUUAUGUAUAAAACCACAUAAACAUACUUCAUAAAUGUAUUUUUCCUACUAUUUGAAUCUCAUAUAAUUGAGCAAUAGAACGAUAUAGUACAAAACAAAUGAACCUUUUUAAAGGUAAUUCCAGACAGACUUGCAGUAAUACCUAUUUGAUUCUCAGAUGUGCAUUUCCACUGCUUGUUAAAAUGACCUGAAUGUGUCGUUGUCACUGGUAUUGGUUGUAUUUGAAAAUAUUGCAAAGAGAGGAGGCAAGUAAACAUAAGUGAAAAUUAGCAAUAAAUGUAUCAGAUUUUUUUCUUGAUCUGUUAUUUCUCAGUGGUUACAGAAGCUUCAACUUUCUACCUUGUUCGCCUCCACAAUAAAGUUCAAUUAACACACCAUAAACACAUUACAAUAAAUCAACUGAACUGCAUAAACAAAGGUAAUAGUCGAUUUGAUAUAGCACUUGCACUCACACACACACGGAAACUUUUAGCCACUCAGCCUCAGCUAAAUGCCUCCUAAAAUAAUUUGGAUUUUUAUGGAUAACUGUGUGGUUGGCUUCAAGGUUGGGAAAGAACAGCGUGUGAAUGUAGUUAAGAGUUUUUGUGGCAGUAAAGGAAAACCCCCCUCUGCUGAUUGGGUGUAUUUUAAAUACUGAAGAGACCUGUCUCAAACACUGAUAUCCUGUUAUACUAACAUGUAGAACAGCGGAUAGACAGGAAACUGAGGUGAAGUUGUUUUUUAACAUUAUAUGUGUUUAACUCAUGUCUACAUAUAGCAUAAUUGAGCAGUUUUACCGUACAUAGAAAGGUUUUUUUUUAUUGUGCAGGCCUACCUCUAACAUGACAUCUUUGUUCCUUCAGGCACUAAAUGAAGCCUUGCAAGCAGAGUCUGACAACGCUGAGUGGUUAUGCCAGCGUGCCUAUGCCCACAUACUCCUCAAAAACUACAGCUGUAAGUCUGUACGCACGUGUUGGUUAUCACACAAUGGUUUUCAAUAAGAAAUAUAUCUCCAUCUUCUUUUUUUGAAUGUGUAUUGCUUUUUCUUCAUUGCAAAAACUGCCUGCAAGUUGAGAGUCAAAUUUGGUAGAGUUCAAAAGCAUGCGCUUUAAGUAAAUAUCUGCUACUGUUAAGACAUUACUGGAGGCUGUGAGGAUGGCAAGAGUAUUUUUAAGUGAUACAUUUUAGAUGCAAGUGUGUGUCUUCCUUUCUUCUCAGGUGCAGCUGAUGAUGCAAAAAAAGCUCAGCAGCUACAACCCAGUCUCCCUCUGGCUUUCAUGAGAACAGGGUGUGUAUUAAAACAUUAUUCACACAAUGGAGGGAAGUCACAAUCACACAUACAUGGGCUAUCAUUCAGUAAAUGUUUGUAAAUGUUCAUGUAGAUUUAUACAUAAAAAGGUCCUCACUACGAUAAAAAUUUGAUGCAGAAAAUCCAGAUUUGAUCAUAGGCACGGGAAGUUCUUGAAUGCUUCAGUCAGCACAAAUUCCUGCCCAGGAAUGACCAAUAAACAUCAUUUAAGAGGGUGUGGAUAUGUGCUUUCUGCACCUGAACUUUUUUAUGCAUGGCACAGAGAAAGAAAGAGAGGAAGAGGAAAAAACUUUAAGAUGCUGGGUUAAGAGUUAAUUUGGGAAACGUGGCAUCAUGAGGAAUAAUUGAUUUUCUCCUAUGAGUGGUGGUGUUUCACUUUCCUUAAGAUUACUGUUUAUGCACAGGAGCAGUCCAAGUCCUGUCUUGUUAUUAUAAGACAGCUCCUGUGGUGUGUAGUGGGCCCUGUAGUGUAGUAACCCUGUUUUCUAGAGACAUGUUAGACCACUAACAUGUCCACAUGACCACUGGAUUAAAAAAAGAAACAUGUGUAGAUACCUGUGGUGGCAGGUAAAAGAAAACAGUUAGUCAUUUGCAAGUCUGUGAGUGGAUAUUACUAUACAUGUGAGUGCACAAAUCUGCAUUUGGCUUUUCUUCCAGAUCUGACACAUAGAGGGCUCUGUACACACACUUAAGGAUGUAGACAGGCAAUAUUCUUAACAGUAAAGCAGUUUUCUCUCUCAGUUUCUUUUUCCAAAUAAGUGUUACCUGUGCUGUUGUCCCGCCAGUCCACUGAGCCACAACGUUGAGCAACACCCACUUGACAAUUUUUUGUGAUUUACAAUUUGAUUAUCAUUAAACAUAUAGAAAACACUAAUUAAAAGUACUUCUAAAUAACCCAUUUUGCAUUUUAAACCUUCUCUGAAGCUCAAAUAAUCUAGCUAAAUGUGUUAUACUAUUUCCAUAUUUGGUCAUGUUUAAAAUACAUUUUUCAAAAAUAUCUGCCCUCUGUGAACAUGUCAGAUCACAAGAAGAAUUUUCAAAAAUAUCUUUUGGUAACGCUGAGCAAUAUUUAUGUGCAACAAGCUCUACGAGUGGUAAGCAGCAAGUGUAAAUUUUGUGAGUAGUUACAAAUAAAUUGGAGCAACUAAAACUUUAAUGAAUGCCGGGUUGCCUGUAAAUUUAGACACAAAUUCGCUCUGCCCACCUCUGAUCCUUUGUUUUUGGUAUGUCUAUCAACCAAAACAUCCAAAUGAUUUUAGUUUAAGAAUUGAAAGAGUCAUAACAAGAUGAACAACUCCAAGAAAUACACAUCUUUCGUGAAGGUGAAACUUUGGGGUCACUUAAAAAACAUGUUUCCAGGACUCUGUGUUGCUCAGACACACUUACAGUUUCAUUUUAACUCAAAUUUAAAAAGUUGUGUGAGAGAAGUUGAACUUUUACUAGAAAGCCACAAAGUUUAGGUGCCAGAGUUCUUUGGUGUUUGUUUGUUUGUUUGUUUUUAACAAGGUACGCAGUCCAAACUGUGUGUGUCAGAAGAGGUCACUUAAAUUUCACCAAUAUUAUCACAUCUAAGUGUAUGUGGCAUGUUUUUCUUUCCCACCUGCAGAAUAGCAGAAUACCACCUGAACUACUAUGAGUCAGCACAUGCAGCGUUCUCUCAGGGACACCAACUGGAUGGUGAGUGCAGCUUAUUUUGGCCUGGAGUACAAACUUUCUAUCAACCCACUCUACCAACCUCCAGCAGGGCUCAGCAGUGCCCUGUCUGCUUCACUCUCCUCACUGAAUACAAAGUGCUAAACCUGUGUCACUUAGCUGUAGGAAUAAAAAACAAUGCUGGAAGAAUCUCGAACUUUAUGGUUUUAUUCUGCCUCCACUUUUCAGCUGAGGUCAGAGGCAUUAUAUUUUGGGUUCUGGCUGUCCAUUUUGCAAAUUUUUUAUGUCAGUAAAUUUUAGGAGAGAAUGUCAAAUUUUGCACAAUAGUCCUUUCCUGGGACAAACUGAUUAGUUUAAGAUCAACAUUGAAAUGAGUUUGAUCUGCACACAUUUUUGAAGUAGUGACACACCAAUUCUGGGAAAAUCCCACACAAAUGUUUCAUGGUUAAAAAUGACAUGGUGACAUUUUCUUCAUACAAAGCUCAAUCUCUCCGUGAAAUCAUCAUUUUAUUGAAUAACAGUUUUCUGAGAAAAUUUUAAUCCAAAUCUUUCAAAAGCGAUUUCUCAGAAAUAUCGUGUGGGAACACAACCAUUUCAAGUUUUUGGUUCAAGGUCAAUUUGGCAGUGACUGAGUCGCUCACUCAGUUUUUUUCAUUUGUUCGUUUUGUUUUAAAUUCAAUACAUGUGAUUUAUGUUUGUCUGAGAGCACAACACAAGUUGUGAUUAUUUAUUGGACAUUUUUUCCUCAAUCUGCCCCUUGUAAGUCAAGAGACAUUACCUGGAAUUACAGCCUAAUUGUACCUACCUGUAGUUCAUCCUCUUCUGUUUAAUGCUUGCCUACUUAUGCAAUUAUUUUAAUGUAGAGGAAGGCUUUGUGUUUUUAAUUCUAAUCCAAAAAUAUAUCCUCUCUCACAACCGUCACAGGUAUUAAUUUGUGAUUGUCUUGCUAAGAUAUUUAAUAUGCAAACCAAGUCAAUGGUUUUGGUUUUAAUUUAGCUGUCCUCUCAUGAAUUUUACUUGUCAAUGUUAUCUGCAGAGAGCAUAGCCACUACUGAGACGAUAUUCAUACGGCCACUUCUGAAUAAUCCCUGAACCCAGUUUGUCCAUGAUCUGUGCUGAUCACUAACCAUACUAAGGGUUGCACGUGAUUACUGGAUUGACGGAAAAUCUAUCAGAUAUAUAAAUUAUUCCAUAAGAGUUGGAAUGUUGAAUUUGAUGGUUUGCAAAUCAUUUGAAGUCCUGUAUUUGAUUGUAGGUAGUGCAUGUGCUACAUAGUAAGUGUUGAAACAGAAAUUAAAAUUUUUUUUUGUUUGUUUUAUGAAAAGUCUAGGCAAAUUUUAAAUUUGUAGCACGUGUCGAACCAUAGGGAAAGGGGCAAAAAAAAGUUGGAUCUAAGAAUAUUUUAGUUUUGUAAAUUACAAGUCAAAUGAUGCAAAGAAAAUACUGUUUACCCUAUAUGAUACUUUUGCAAUCAAUAGACAAGGAAGACCAUAAGAAAAUGGUAUUGUCCCAUGAAGUCAGGACAUUGUGUAAAACGUGAAUAAAAGCAGAGUACAAUGAUUUAAAAAUCCUUUCCCUCCAAUAUUCAAUUAAAUACUCUUCAAAGACAAGAUACUUAAUGUUCAAACUGAUCAAAUUAAUGUUUAUUUGCAAAUAUUCACUCAAUUUGAAUUUGAUGUCUGAAACACGUUCCUUAAAGCUGGGACAGGAUCAUGUUUACCGCUUUGUUACUGUCCUUUGAACAACACUCAGUAAGCAACUGAGGACACUAACUGUUGAAGCUUUGCGGGUGGAAUCCUUUCCCAUUCUUGCUUUAUGUACAAAUUCAGUUGUCUAACAUUACGUGGUUUCUGUUGUGGUAUUUUGGGCUUCGUAACGCUCCACACAUUUUCAGUGGGAUACAGGUCGGGACUGCAGGCAGAUCAGUCUCUUUGACUAUGAAGCCACGCUGUUGUAACACGUGCAGAAUGUGUCUUGGUGUUGGCUCGUUGAAAUAAGCAGGGGCCUCCCUGAAAAAGACUAAACUUGGAUGUCAGCAGAUGUUGCUCCUAAACCUGUAUGUACCUUUCAGCAUUAAUAGAGCCUCCACAGAUGCGACAGUUAGCCAUGGGCACUAACACACCCUCAGACCAUCACAGAUACUGGCUUUGACCUUUGACCUGAUAACAGUGUGGAUGGUCCUUUUGCUCUUCAGCCCAGAGGACACCGCGUCCAUGAUUUCCAAAAACAAUUUGAAAUGUGGACUCAUCAGACCUCAGCACACUUCUUCACUAUGGGUCAGUCCAUCUCAGAUGAGCUCAGGUCCAGAGAAGUGGGAGCUGUUUUUGUGUGUUGUUGAGUUUGAAUUUCCACUUGUAGAUUUAGAGACGAACUGUAGCACCUGACAAUGGUUUUCUGAAGUCCUCCUGAGCCCACGUGAUCAGAUCCUUUACAGAAUGAUGUGGGUUUUUAAUGCAGUGCUCCCGAGGGGUCAAAGCUCAUGAGCAUAUUGAUUUUCAGCUUUGCCGCUUACGUGCAGAUUUCUCCAGAUUCUCUGAAUCUUUUGAUGAUUUUAUGGAUUGUAAAGAAUGAAAUCCCUAAAUCCCUGCAUUAGCACAUUGACAAAUGUUGCUCUUAAUCUGUUGGACUAUUUGCUCACGCAGUUGUUGACAAAGUAAGAAACCUCAACCCAUCACUGCUUGUUAACAACUGAGCUUUUCAGGGAUGCUGCUUUUAAACCCACUCAUGACCCUCACCAAUGAACCUGUUCACCAGUGGAAUGAUCCAAACGGGUGUUUUUUGGAGCAGUCCUCAAUUUUCACGGUCUUUUUUGGAAGGUUUUGCUUUAUCAAAUUCAAAAUGAGUGAAUAUUUUCAACAGAAUCAAAAAUAACCAAGUUGAUCAGUUUGAACAAUAAACAUGUUUGUAGUGUGUUCAACUGAGAAUAGGUGGGAAAGGAUUUACAAAUCAUUAUAUUCUGAUUCAAUUGUAAUGUUGGGUUGUGUUUCAGAUUUCUCAUACUUAAACAGAUAGUGUCAGAUACUUUGUAGUGUAAUGUUACAUAACUCUUAGAGGGGGUAUCACAUCAUAUUCUUCAGUAAGCUUUGUAGACUCUUUGUAUUUAAAUUUAGCUUCCCUUUGAGUUCAGUUAGUAAUGAUGUGUCCAAAUAGCCGUUAUGAAUGUUUCGGCCAUAAGACCAAAAAUAACAGAGCUGGCUGGAGGGGUCGCUCCAAGAUGUCAGAUAAAGAUAAACAGGUUCAGCUUAAUUAGAAACAGGAGUUGGUAAAGCCUCAGAUCACUUCAGCUUGUGAAGCUGUUGUUCAUCCUUAUAAAACACAACUAAAGUCAUUCUAACCCAAAACACCGCAGCCAGUACAUUUAGUGAACAUACCAGGUGUGUUGUGAACAGCAUAUCAUGAAUAAAUUUGAUGUAGAGUCUCAACUAAUAUGGUAUGAUUUCUGUUUAUUCAUUUCCUAUAAAGGAAUAUCUCCAGCAAGUGCUUUUAUACUCGCAGCUUAGAAUUUCAUAAGACAGCUUGAGUCAGCCAGCAGGAAAGUGAACGAUUAAAUGCCAAAGAAAAAUGCUUUAAUAGCUCUGCUGUUAUCACAGCAAGAAACCCUCCUAAUGGAUACAUUUUUGAAACUCAAGCCAUUACGGAAAAUUCUCAUGUAAUGUUAUAAAAGACACGCUUUAGGCUCUUUUUGGAGUGUUGACCCUAUAGGGCUCUAAUGGUGGCUCAAUACGUGGCUGGAGUGAUCAGACUUACAUCAGUGGGAGAGUGUGAAGUGAGACUUGAAAAAUGGGCUCAGGGUCUAAAAGUUGUCUGAGCCAGGUUUUGAAGAGAUUUAUGAAAUCUGUGAAAAAGUGAGUCUUUGUGCCUCUGAUUUUAUUCAAUGUGACAUAUUAGACAUAUAUAUAUUUCCUUUUUUAUUGUAUCUGCUUUUGUGACAAAUAGGAAACAAACCACUCCAGCCUUCUCCAGCAAACUGUUUAAAAUAAUACCAUGUCAAUGCCCUCAGAUAUAUUGUUAAAUAUUAUAAGUGUUCUUUGUAACAUAGUCUAGUCUUGAGAUUUUAUUACACAGCAGAUAAGACACAUGCAUUUUUGUGUGUUUCCCACAGUUUCUGACCAAUCAUUUGAGGUCUGGAUCAAGCGGUGUGAAGAGCUGAUGAGUGGUAAGUAACUGAAAUUAAACCUCCAUCAUAACUUUUAGUUUUCAUUUUUGAGAGCUACUGUUGAUUUGUAAUCCCUGUAAAUUUUCAGAGCUUAAAAAAGUAGACACACAUUGGUUUUCUGCAUUGUCUUGCAAUGACAAUGCAAGAUUAGCUUGCAUUGUCAGCUAACAACAGAUCUGAAACUAUUUCACUCAAAUUAACACAGAAUGAUCACAGACUGAAGAUACGCUGAUACUCCCUGUGGGAAAGAAAAACCUUUGAAUGUUGCAAAAACACACAGAGUCUGUCGGCGGAAAGCUGCUGGUUUCACGCAGCAAGUGGAUUUUACAUUGAGUUGUAACGUCCUGCUGUUCAAUGUUGAGCUGUUAUCGUAAAUGCAUAACAAUAUUGUGUUGUUUAUUUGGACCAUUCCCAUCUCUUGUCCACCAUGAGUACUUUCCUGACUCCUUGGUUGCAGUCUGUUCACCUCUGAUGAUAUGUGAAGUGGUUGUUUUGCAAGGCAGACAGAAGUAAGUGGAAGGUAUCAACAAGGGAACUGUUGAAGCUCCUGUCUGGAGUUUUAAGACACAAAUGAGAUGGACUGAAAUUCAUAUUGAUGCCUUUUUAUGAUCUUCAAAAGCAAAUAAAACCAUCCUUUACGGCUUGGCGAUAAACCAAAAAUUUACCAGUACCAAAAUUUACGACAAAAACCAACGUCAUUUUGCCCAUAUUGAUAUAUUCUGUGUCAAAAAAUCAAAUCAAUAAAAGUUGGUUUUGGAUGUGUGUAGGUAGAUUAUGGUCUCAUGUCCCUUUAAGAUGCUGUCCUACAUCAGAGACAUGACUCCACCUCAUCUAACAAAGAGGGAGGGGCAGGUGAGGAGAUGGAGGACGGUUCAAAAGUUGUAGUGGCUGGAGCUGCGGCUGAAGUAGACAAGGGUAAUGUGGGAGGGGGUGAGCAGCUUGUGGAGUUGUUAUCGUCCAUUUAUCAUUAUUUAGGUGAACUGCUCAAUAUAUCAUGAUAUUGAUUUAAGGCCAUAUCGCUCAGCCCUACAAGAUUGCCGACUUUUUGUAUCGACAUUUUUAAUGGCUGAAACUGGAGCGAGGCGUUGGGUUUCAGCAGAGUAACUGAAGGAAAAGCCUGUUUUUAUCAUUUACACAAAGUCUUUACAUUAAAUCGUUGAUUUGAUCAUCUAAGGCAGCAGGAUUAGAUUUUCAGAAGACACAGCUGAAACAUAUAGAUGGAAAGAUAAGAAAAGACUUGAUGCAGGGGGCACUUAAAUGGACAUAAAAAUAAACUUUGUCACAGGACCUUCAAGAGAAAAAGCAAAUAAUGUCAUUAGCUCAAACUGGAUGGAACCAGUUCUGAUCUAGAACAGGCUUUUGAUCCCCACUCUGCUUGUUUGUUAAAAUGUUAUAAGGUACGGCAUGGUUGCAUAUAAUUUCUCAUGGCUGUUAAUAGUUCCACCAAAGUUUGAUGCCUCAUGAUCCAUUUCCAGUUUCCCUCUAACUUGUGUAAACUCUUUUCCCCUGCUUUCAAACGCUGAAGCAAACGGAUCAGUCAGGGAGCUGAUCGGUCCGUCUGAUCAAACAAAUAAGCUCGCACACAUCCAUGAGUCUACACUGUGAGUUCAGGCAGAGCUGCUUAUUCCAAUAAAAGAUGCAUGCCGUGUCUGGGCGGUGUGUUUCUGUCUGCCGCUGACGCCGAGGCCCUCUGGAUCAUCUCAAGUAAACAAGAGCAUGAGUUUUGACAAACACGCUUCACACCCGCGUGCACACGUACUCCCAGGGGCUGUAUGAUUCAUCAGAGUUAACGUUACUGAUGUUUGAAAGCUCCCGAUGAGACUCAGCCCCCUUCAUAGCCCGCGCUCAGACUGCAUCUACGCACAAACACAAACGCACAAACAAACACACACACCAGGGUGUAAAUAGCCCCUCCCUGUAAAACUUGAAAAUACCCUACUUGAGCUUGCUGACACCGGGGGCAGUCGCAGAGUGUUUCUCUUGGUGACAGUGUGUUUACAACCCACAACACACAAACACACACCUGGUUAUGCCAUCACAUGUGGCUCCCAGCCUGUUUAAAAAUACACAAACACAGAUACACACAGUCUGCUCCCUCAAACAGCCCCCCUCCUCUCUAUUUCAAACGCGACCUCGUUAAGACGACAUUAACACGCCUCCCAUCAUCUCAUGUCUCUCUCUCUGAGAUGAAGUCAGUGAAUAAUGUAUGAUAGCACGCUGGUAAAUGGUGAUCAGGCUUACAGGGGCUCACGGGGCUUUUAAGAGGACACGGAUGAACCAGUAAACAAAUGGGGGCAAGGAUGGGAGAGUAUGUGGAGGGACAUCCUGUGUUUGUGUACCUUAUCAUCCAAGCUGAAGUUCUGCACAUACAUUCAUUCAUUCAGAGUGUUUCAGAAAUGACCGCUCAAUCCAGGUUGUGUUUGAGGUGUGUUAUAUUUUUCCUGACCUGCUGCACUUUUUCCUCUCCUCUUUCCAGAAAGGACACAGAUCGGCAGCAGCAACGGGGUGAGUUUCCCUGCUGAGUCACAUGGGGGCAGUGUUGCUCCCAGCACCAGAACACCUAUUCAGUCGUGAAUAUCUGGUCUCCUUCCUGAAAGAAGGCAGUAUUACUGAGCUUUUCUCCUUUUUUCUCCCUUCCCUCUGUUUUUGUUUUAUCCCUCUGCGUUAUCACCGCAUCCACACGCCUAAUUGCUUCCUGACUCGGGGGCUUCAUGACCCUGCAGGCACCUAUGGUUCCACCUGUGAAGUAAGUGCGCAAAUGUAAAUAUGCCUUAUCUGUUCUGUGUUUUUAAUGAUUAUUUUAUUUGUUUUUACCAGCCUAAUUAAAAAAAAACUAUCAUUUUUAACUUAACACUGACAUACAUCUUAAUGAGCCGCGUUUUAUUCAUGAAACAAACUGCUGUGCUCAGGUGGAGUAGCAGCGAAAGAAAGAAACCGUCUAAAGCUGCCUGUUCUGUUUUGUUUUUGUGUCUUGCAGACAUGACUGGUACCAAACAGAGUCUCAGGUCAUCAUCACAGUUAUGGCUAAAAAUGUACCCAAGGACGGGGUGUGCGCCAACUUCAUGGAAAAAGAGGUAGAAACACACUUAAGUGUGGAGUCGAAGUGAAGACAGGCUGUGUUUUGUGUCUUUGGGUUUUGUGUAGAACAGAGAUGGGUUAGCUUUUGGGCGUUUCCUCAGGGGGGCCCAUUAGAUGGGUCUCACACUCACACACAUCCAGACACACAACCUCCCCAUGGACUUAACUAUGCCUCCAGUGGUGCCUUGUUAACAUUGCCCCCAAAGUACAGAUCUAAGAGCAAUUUACCCUCCCCAGCUUCUCCAACCUCCUAAUUGUCUGUAGAUAGAAGACAUAACUGAUCUAGGAUCAGCUUCAGAGCCCUCCAGGGACGACCUCCUUUCUUUCCCUUUUCUCUUUUCCUUUGUCUCCUUCCACUUGUCUUUUUCCCUCUCAGAGGGGUAACUGCAGGGCACCCCAGGGAACGACUUUGUCUUUCCUAAUAGAAUAACAAACUGAGUUUACCCCAUUUCAAAAGAAAUAGUUCACUCUCUCCGAUCCACACAGUCACUCGUUAGGCUCUGUGUAGUGGGGAGUACGGAUAAGUUCAUAUAUUUUUUACUAGGUCAGUAUGUACAAAAGAAAUUAAAGAUGAAAGGCAGUGGUUCCAGUUAUUUUCCCUGGCGACUGAGCGUGUGUACCUACAGCCGGUGCAGGAAUUCAACUAGAAAUGAAUAUUAAAUCUUUGAUGGUUUUGUGGAAUUGCCCAAAAGCUACUUUAUCUAACUUUCUAAGCUUUUAUCCCCGAUGUUCUACUUCUUACAUACAUUUGAAGUCAAAUCAGAAAAGUCCAGUUUUAAUGAAGUGGUAGGUGUUAAAUCUCAGCCAUCCACACGUUAAAGCCACGAAGUGUGGAGAGGAGCUGUUCCUCAGGUGGGCAGAUUGUAGUGCUUAGGCCAAGCGAUGAGUGUGUAAGGAGUGUGAGGCUUUGGGCCACAGCCAAAGACAUGUCCCUCCAAACCAAACCAAGGCGCCACUCACCCAUCCACCCAGCAUCCAGUCUCAGUGAGUGACAAGCGGUUAGGAGCUGUCUGACCCCGCCACCACCGGUCACUAUGUGGCUGCAGGGGACAGAGUGAGGAUACUCCUGGCUGUCACAGCAGCCACAUCAGAUCACUUUCCUCCUCGCUGACACCUUCACACAUUCACUCCUUCGCUUUUUAUUUGUUUCGUUCUGUUUUUUGUUUUUUUUUAAAUAAUAAAUUGCAGAUCAGUUUUAUUCUAAUGCCCCUGCCCUGACUCUGUUUAAUUUUUCUCUAACAAAAACAAUGCUGCAUUCAAAUGGGGUCAGGAAGACUGCAGCGAAACAGUUAUAAUUUUAGUGGAUGUGAGCAGGAUGGUGUGGCUAACAGAAGACUGGCUAUGCCUACAGAAGUAGAAGGAAAUAAUUGUAGUCUGGACCACACUGAGCUUAAAAUGUUGACGCAACAAAACACUGCCUCUCUAAAUGAAGAGACGAUAAAAUACAAACUACAAUAACACAAUUCUUCCUUCAUUGUCUGUCAUCUUAAAUUAUCCUUGGAAUCAAUGAAGUAUCUGUCUAACUCUUAUCUACAGCCCUUUUCAUACGGAGAGUCUACAACAGCACCGUAACACAGCUCUUCCGUUAUCACGCCUUCAUGCUUUUAUAUUGAUCCUGCAAUGGCGUAUUAUUGGCAUCCUAAUGUGUGAUUUCACUUUGAAUUACGGCGCUGUGGAAGUACGAGAGCGAGUCUCACAGCUGGAGCUUCACAUUCACACAUUCACACACUCACACAGUGUUGUUUUGCUCUACUGGCUCAGAGUGAUCCCGUCUCCUCCGUAAUGACUCUGUUACUACACCAUUUCUGGCACAUUGAUGAGACGACUUGAACUUGCAAUGAGAAAAAGUUUGCGCCCAAGACAAAUUUGCGACCUUUCAUUUAAGCAAAGUUUUAAAUAUUUGAUUAAAAUAUCUUUAAAACUGCUUUUUGAAGCUGCAUGUGUCAUUAGAAUAACUACAUGAUGAAAACUGUAUUUAACAACUUUAUUCCAUCCUUGUUUUUAAUACAACACCACUGAAAGCAACACGUUGUUAUUAAAGAGUCUUUGGCUGUGCUGUACCAACAUUUUGGUGAUUUUCUUGUAGCUUCAAAAAGCUUUGAGGAGUUGAAGGUUUUGCUUAAGCCAAGAGCACCCUAAAAGAUGUUUGAAAUUUCAACCUCAUGAAACCCCAAUCAAGGUGACGGACAAAUACAGAUUUAACUGUUUUGUUCUUAUGAUCUGUGGGUCAUAAUGAUUGGGCCAACACACCACACAUGAUUCUUUUCUCAAGCAAAAAGAGUCUUCACUCUCACACUCUGCUUUGCAAUCUGGUUCUUCUAUUGCAGUCACUAUUUCUGUCCAGCUCCUCUCCCUGCCAGUUUAUUUGAAAUGUGUGCUACAAGACACUCUGUAGAAACACUCGUGUUAUUGCCACAAAUCAUCAAGUUGGUCCUUCAGUUCUUACACUCCACAUUUACGACAGCAUACAGAGUGCAGACUCAGCUGUUCUUGGUGUUCCCCCUCAUUCGACAUGAUUUCUGAUCAUAAAUAUUAAUCAUGUUUAAUAUUUACAAUUUAUGCAGCCAAGAUCGUCUUCCAAGAAGAUAGAGGGGAAGAAAAAUUACUCUUACUACACCACACUUCAAGAAAAUCUAGCAAGAUGAUCCUAAAAACCAUCAGAUAAUCUGCACUGGAUUGUACCAGCUGUGAGUGAGUUAAAACUCUGCCAUGAACUUCUGAUUUUGGAUGGAGUUUACGAAACUUUAUGGUUGCACCAGCUGAGAUAGUUUUAACACAAGUGUGAGUGACAAUUUGAAUCUGACAACUUGAUCUGAGUAGGUGAAAAGUCCUCCGAAAAUACUGGUCUUUAUGGCAUAUAAAGAUGGGUUAUAUUGGAAGAGGACAAGGAGUCCAGAAUUGAACUCACUGCUUUGGGCAGGCAGUGUUUUAUGCAAUAGAGUACUGUAAGGAGUACCACUGUAUAAAAUAAAUAUGUUAUAGCUGAUGCACCACCACAUAUAACCAUUGUAAUGUUACACUAAAUAUUAAUUACCAUUUUUUCAUAAUGCUGUUUUUUAUUCACAUUUCUUUAGGUUAGUGUCAACUUUACAGUCUACUCAUUCAAAUGAACCUCAUGACCUAGUGGUCCAACCAAACAAGUACAACUGAAGUUACCACUUAUCUUGUCUGAAUGUAAGGUUUGAUACGGACUUAAUGUCUGGACUUGAGAUGCAACUUAUGCACAUAUGGUGCAACAGGCCCAAAUAGGCUCCUUUACCUUGUUUAUAUCGUUGGCAGUUAAAUCAAGUGCUCAUAUUCAGAGACUAUUGUCUUUGAAGUAUGUGGCUGUGGUUCUAACUAAGGAUCGAUCAACUUUUAAAAUUUUAUUAUUUUUUUUUUUUAGGGCCGAUACCGAUACCGAUUAUUAGUCAUUAAGAAAACCGAUAUUUAGAACUGAUAUUCAUUUGCAGGAAAAAAAAUUAUAUUUUGGUGUUAAAAUUUUAGACAACAUACCUGGGAUUAGACUGAACACAGUACACUGUUUGUUUUGUACUCUAUGAAAAUCUGUGUACAAACAAGACAGUACAAAGAUGAGGCUAACUGUUUUUGGCUGUGGUGCUAAUUUUAGAGGUAGCUGUGUAAGAGCAAAACAAGCGAGUGUUUUAGAAUAAACUUGUUUUAUCAGCUAUCGGUUGAAAAAAUGUCUGAUGCCGAUUAUUGUAAAAAUGCUGAAUACUGGCCAAUAUUAUCAGCCAUGCCAAUUAUUUGUUGAUCCUUAGUUCUAACCCAUGGCCCUGUUUUGCAUGGCAUCUCCUAUUGACAAGUCUCAUCCUGUUUUAACCAUCCAAUCUCUUUCAAAAGUUGAGUGCAACUGUUGUCAGAGUAGGGCUGGGCAAUAAACCAAAAAUUUACUAAUAUCAAAAUUUACAACAAUAAUUGACGUUAUUUUGCCCAUAUCGGUAUAUUCGGUGUCAAAAAAAAGGAUAGAUAAAAGUUGGUUUUGAAUGUGUCCGGGUAGGCUAUGUUCUCAUGUCCCUGUCUUACGUGACUCCGACCCAUCCAGUCUGUAACAAAGAAGGAAAGACAGGUGAGGAGAUGGAGGACAGUUCAAAAGUUGUAGCAGCUGAAGUAGACGAAAUUAAUGUGGGAGGGGGUGAGCAGCUUGUGGAGUAGUUGUCGUCCAUUUAUCGUUAUCGAGGUGAACUGCUCAAUAUAUCAUGAUAUUGAUUUGAAGCCAUAUUGCCCAGCCCUCUGUCAGAGUGAUAAUCUUGUUUGAUUUGAGCAAAGUUUCUCAGCCUUGUACUCUACUGUUUGACCCAGUUGUGUUAUGCUUUCUACUGUUAUAUUUUCUGUUGGGGAAAUGUCCCUGUGCAUGCUGUAAUUACAUCAACACACAUCAGUUACCAUUUGAAGAAGACUGUACUCUCUCCAGUAUGUGCCACAGACCCAGCCCCCACAUUUUAACUGUACAAAGUAGUCAUGUUAAAAGAAAGAGAGAGAGAUAGAGGGAAAAUCCCCUACUGUGAGGUGUGUGUGAGAGCCAGAAAUUUCCUGAAAAUCUGUCCUGAAAUACUCUACAAAAUGCCAGGAGUUAAUGCCGUCGACUGAGAUUUGAAACUUAACCAACCCCUGGUGUUUGUGUUCUCUCCCAGCUCUCUUGUUCAAUUCGUCUGGCAUCAGGGGAGAGCUACAACCUCAGCUUCCUUCUCCUACACUCCAUCAUCCCCCAACAGAGCAGCUUCAAGAUCCUCAGCACCAAGGUAUCACCCACUGUACCUCACGACAAACAUAUUAAGAUGGCUUGACAUGUUACUUCAUGGACAUUUCACAACGGCAGAUAAGACACACGAAACAGAAAGGAACUGUGUAUGCUUAAGGUGCAUUUAGAGGCGUACCAACGAAUCAAUUAGCUGCAGCAGGCAGACAAAACACUGUCACCUCUUCCUUGCAGGGGUUAGCAUGCUGGAUAAUAUAAGCUGAAACUAAGGAGAAAUGUUGCUGCUAGGAUACAUUGAAUUAUAGUCAUGUAAUUUCUAGAGAGAGUUUAAUUGAAUUGUAUUUAGGUCAAGGCAGAGUCAGGAAAUCUCUUCUUUUUCUUUAAAUUCAAAAAUGAAUCACUCUACAGAUUGUGGUGUGUAUCCGGUUGUGCACGUACAGUAAUAUUAGAAGGCGGUUUUCAGAUGUGUUUCUCUGCAGUAUGUUGUGUUGUUGUGGAAUGUUAAAACUGUUUACCACUUUAAUACAUUUCUGUAACUGGAAAAACAUAAACAAACAUUUUUAGGUCACAGAGGCACUCCGACUAAGUUUGUGAAAGUCAAUGAAAAGUCACUGAAUUUUUACUCAUAAUCAGAGGGAACACUGCGUCUAGCCUUGACGUGCUGGUAGUUACUCUCAACAAUAAAGAAGAAGACUAUAAAACAUGUCAGGGGGACAUUUUUUAUGCCCCUAUAAAGAAAAUAUGAUGUAGUAAUGUCACACAGUGGAGGGAUGCAGGUGCUUUAAAAUGGGAGCUGCAGAUGACAUGAAAAAAUCUCUUUAAUCCUGGUUUUUCAAUGGUUUACAGAGUAUUGAUUAUUGUUAGGAAUUACUUUUAAUCUUAAGGUAAAAUUAAUAUUGGGUACUCAAAGAAAAAUGUCAAGAAGAAAAUCAUGCAGCUGAAUGUGUGACUGAUCAUUCCUUAAGUUAGCUCGCUGAGAUUAACAUCAUAAUCUCUUCUAUAAUUUAAAGCAGUAUAAAGUUGGCUGUCACUACCUUUAAUUCCUUAAUGCUGCUAAAGCUCACUGUGGCUGGAGUAGAAAUGAGAAAAUCCACUCACGCUGUAUCCAGUGAGACUCCUGUGGAGACACCAGAGCAGUUCAUCUGAACAGCUAACAGGAGAUCCACACAUAUGCACAAAUCCUCACUCCCACACCCACACACUUACUGUACACACACUGUGCACACACAUUUAUCAAGGCCAUGCUCUGAGAGAGUUCCUCAGCUCAGUUUAAGGUGAUUAUGGGCCUAAUGAGUGGGAAGGGCACCUUUUUUUUUAAACUAUGGACUAAUUAGUGUGUAUUCUGGAUGGUGUGGGCUAAUGAGUGUGCAGGCUGAGUGUGUGCAGAUUCAAGGUUUAGACCACUGUCAGGUCUUAGCCUCAGCGGAUCAGGAAGUUCUCAGUGUGAGCUGUUUUGAUAGAUUUUUUUUAAUGGUUAAUCGUUUUAAAGGCACUGAUCCAAUCCUGUCUGGCAAAUAGAGUUCAACUAAAAACUCUGCUUUCUUCCUCUGGAUCCUGAGUUUGUUCAAUUAAAAAAGAAAAAAAGUUAAAGGGAUAGAGAGAAAACUAAAACUACAUCCAUUAUUUGUUAUUGUGACUGCGUUAUUAUUAACAACUGAUUACUGUUUACUGUAUUAUUUGACAGGGGGCAGCCAUGACACAAAUGUUGGUCUGAAGUGGCCUUAAAAUGUACAACAUACAAAAGUAUGUCUCUUUUUACUCGUUGAAGAGUAGUGUCGACAGUAGUAUUGAAAAGUAUUUGUAUCAAUAAGCAGUACCGUUAGUGGUACUAGUAUCAUAGCUAGUAAUGAUACCCACCCUAUCAGGCUUCCUUCCAUCAGUUAAAGCCGUUCAACUUCCAGGUAAAAGCCUGGACCAAAGAGAAAAUCGAUCCUUAACAGCAGGACUGGUAUGGUUGUCUUUGACAUUGUGCACUUCCAGUUGGACAAGGGUUAUGGAGAAGAAAACAACAAUGACAAACAUGAAGACAAUGAAGUAGUUAUUAAUUAUAUUUCUGUUAAAAAGUGGCGAAAUCGUGGGCUGCGUUACGGAUGUAGAGCAGUGCCGACAUAAAAAUAUUCCUCAACAUAUGGACACAGAAUUACAUUUUUCACAGUGUGAUGUUAUGUUGUUCAAAUUGUUGCCUUUACUGCCUUCACCAUUUUUGGUGAUACUGCAACAUUAAGUCUGUGUCCACAAGCUUGCAGGAAGUGCAGAAAUACAGAAGACAUGAAUGUAGUGUGUAGAGAAAGGGAUUCGUCUGCAUCUGUAUAAGUAUCUAACGUAGCGCCUAAAUUAGCUUUAAGCUACAGCUACUCCCAAAAUAACUAAAACAUAACUCUGAAAACUUGCACAACUUCUUCAUAGGACAGAUUCUGGGGAGAAUUAUUCAAAGAAACUCCAAGAAUCAUCAGAGGAAAGCUGCUGUGAGGAGCUUUUGAUAUGAAUGAAAUAGACUGAAAUUCUUACUAAUGUCUUUUUAUGAUAUCCAAACGCUAACAAGGCCAUUGACACAGGACUGACAAUUUGUAUGCUUUCAUUUUUAAUGCCUGAUACUGGUUUGGCCGAGCUGCUGGAGAAACAGACCUUUUUUUUUUAACUAUCCCCUUAUAUACAUUCACAAUAGAUGAUAGAUUUGACUGGAAUAAGUCAUCAGGAUGAGAUGUUAUGUCAAAAGACACUACUCAAACAUAUAGAGAAUAAAAUAAGAAAGGACAACUCUGUCCAGAGGGGGCACCAAAAGUGACACAAACAGAAAGGUCCUUACAGGAGCUUUAAGUAGAAAUAUUGGUGUUUAACUUGGUUUUGCUGACAUCCAUAAACGUACUGCUGAAAUUGUCCAGAUUUUAUUGAUAUUAAGCAUAUGAGUUCACUAAAAGGAAAAAGAGAAACAGAAAAAAUGUCGAUGUUGGCACUUUUGAAUAAAUUUCUAAUGCUGGCACAGAAGGUUAAACAGUUAAAACGCGCUCUUUAGUUUGUUUCAGAGUCAGGCAGCAGGAGGUCAGAAAAGGCAGAGUUUAAUCACCAGUGCUGGACUUUUCCACCAUAAAGAGCCUCAGAAUUAAAAAAAAAAAAAAGAAAAGAAAAGCUUGAAAUUUGAUUAUUAGCCUUACAUAAGCUGACGUUUACAUUGUGUGCAUUUUAUCCGCUGGCUACACUGUGCCGAGCAGAGGCUGACCUGCACACAAACUGCCUGCUCUCCAAACAGCACUCACUCUCACUCGCAGUCUCACUUUUCCAUGGCAACAGCAGACACUGCAUACCAGAGGUGCACGUGGGCUGCAGCUUAAACAAGGGCUCAGUCUUAGAGAGACCACAGCUGAGGACGGUCUAACACUCUGUUUCAUCUAUCUGCAGCCGCUGUUUCCCUCCUUAUUUACCUUCUUUAUCUUUGUUUUUUCAAUCUCUUAUAACUCAGACACACACACACACACACACACAUACACACACACACUGUUCUGCUCUCAUACAAACACACAUUCAUCUGCCUCUAGAGAGAGAGAGUAUACAAACCCUUCUCCCCUCCCACAAAGCCCUGACUGUUCCCUGGUCCACUGGGCUCCUCUGGUACAAAUGGCCCCUACACACACACACACACACACUCACUCACACACACACACACACAAUUACACACCACCAAGCUUAUAAGCCUUCACUGUUAACUGCAGCAUUUAAAAGGCUCAAAACAGCAAUAAGGCACAUAACCCUGGUCGAAGUCAUCAGGUGGAAUGUGUGUGCGCACCAUGAGAGACCUCGACAAACUGAGCCGCCUGUCAGUGCGUGUCUCAUUUACAUAUUUUGGAACUGUUUCAUUUUUCUGAAGCCAAGAAGCCACUGGGGGGGAAAAAAACAUUCAAAUGAACAACAGCAUCAGCAAAUCAACUUUCUCCAGAUUGGCAUGCAUCCCUAAUGAGCGUUUAGAAAAAAAAAUUGCAUUGCCCUCGGAGCUGUUGAUUCCCAACCAUCGUCGGUCUGUCUGUCUGUCUCUGUAAUAGGCUGCCCUGCACUCGGCGCUCCACAAUGUUUACGCUUCAUCUCCUCGCUGUCUUUAAAGACAACUUAGUAGGGGGAGGCUAAGCCGUCCGAGCACACACACACACACACACACACACACACGAAGGCUAAACAGUAAUCUUUCAACACACUCAUGCCAUUUACACAAGUAUUUGCUGUGUGUGUGUGCGUGCGUGCAUGUGUGAGUGAGUGUCGUCUGUAGCACAUUAUCGUCAGUGCGACCUCCUCCUGUCCUCCAUGACGACAGACAUUCCAACCGCAGGGGUCACAGCGACAACAGGGAGCCAAUUACACACCAGUGUGUUUGAUCAGAACAGACGGCUGACGAGCACACACUCAAACCCCGUGCGCGCAAACGAAUUCAGCGCAGUUUCGAUCAACACGCGCUCCUUCAUUCAGCUCGAAACUCAUCUCUUUUUGGAAAACAGCUAAAGUGGCGUCUCCGCUCUUUAAUUUGCACGCCUGUCAAUGUCUAAGAAUGUUUAUAUUUAUUUCAUUUCCGUGUCUUUCUGGCCGAGUUUGUUUUGAAAUCCGCAAUAUCUCGAAAAAAGGGGUGGAGGAUGCGGGGUGAGGAGUCGUGUCAGUUGGGAGCGGGAGGGGGUCGAUGGGUACAAACACAUGUGACAAGCGACAUGGGACCCCACUGCCCCUCUGUAAAUAGCAUGUGUGUGCGUCCGCAUGUGUGUCUGUGUGUGUGUAGUGCAGAUUGUACAGUCCAGCCCCUGGGGUCCUGUGGGUGGUGGCCCCUGUAUGUGGCUCUGCUGUCACAUCCCUUCACGAGCCGUUGCCUCGCCUGUCACACACAGAAAAGCACACAGAGAGACACACACACGGCGCCUGGCCUGCCAUAUCCCUUAAAAGCCAGGAAACACAGAUGUGGCAGCAGAUUAAUGUUGUAUGGCCCAGGAGCACGCAUACACGCACACACACUUUGACACACACGCAGCGGAGCCUCCAGAUCUGCUGCACUACACACCGCACAAACAUUAAAGACAAUUAACGGCCCCUGCAACACUGGCUGGUAAUUUUAAGAUAACAUUUAAUUUGGGUGGUCUGCAAUUUUUAGUCCUGUGUUUUUGGUUCCUAGACUUUCUGUAAUCAAUCACAAUCAAGUCAAAACACAACAGCCAGACAGGCUGCCUUAUUAAAACAGAAAAAUUAAACUCUACAAGCUGGAUAGCUGGACCUAAAUUAGAGUAUGUGUGUAUAUGUUUAUUAAAGUGUAGAGGGAAAAAAUCUAUAAACACAUUAAAAAAAAGAAAACGCUCUAUCAUUCUGAAUAGCAAUUAGCAGCAUUUGUCAGCCCAGAGAAGUUCUGGUAAAUCCACAUUUUGAUCCAGACUGGAGUCUUCAAAGAGAGCCUGAGACCCCUAACAGAGCUCAAAGCAGCACCCAGUCCAACACUGCAGGUGCACCUGUCAAAAAACCACAACAAUUAUUUGAUACACCAACAGGAGCUGUCUCAGAAAAUCAAUAGAAACCAGUUUAUCAGAUACAAACAGUCACCGCUGAUGAACAGGGCUUAACAGUAAAAAGUUAAAUCAGAGAUGGAGUUCGGUGAUGUGUCCUUAAUAAUUUAACAACACCACAUGUUAAUGUUCUGUGCAACUCUUACUGUAUAUCUUUGGCAUGUGUAUUGGCAGAGUGUCAGAGCACAACAACACAAUGAGCAUCAGCCACCUUAACCACUAAGAGGGAACCAACAUGAUGCACAGCUUAGUGUUGUUGUAUAUUUACAAUCUUUCAGGAGGUUGGAUUAUGCUUUCAUGUAUUUUGUAAGCAUAUAUUUAGCCGAAAUGUUGGAUGCUGAUACUAAACCUUGGUAGAGUUUCAAAGUGUGAGUCUAGCUUUGAUGAGACAGCAGGCUGCUCUGACAGAAAUGUUUGAAAAGUCACAUCAGACUUCUGUGAGUGGGACACGAGAUUAGCUCAAUUCCUGACAUCACCAAUUGGUGAUUCUUCUUUCAAUGUAAUUUUAACAGUUCUAUAGUGUGUUGCUUGAAAAUUUCUCCCUUUUAAAUCCUUUUAGGUUGUACUUCAAUUCUUGACAUACAGCCAUAUUUUAUGAUGUUUCAUUCUAGGUAGAGACACACAACUUUUUUUUGCAUGGCAACAGUGGAGGAGGCUUCUGAUAGCUAAAAUGAAGCAUGCCAUACAAAGGCUGAAAUUAAGGUUUUUUAAGACACCAGUCUGAUAAGUAAAGCUUUUUUGAGCUGUAAACUGCGCAAAGCUACUAUAGAGCUAUCAGACUGACCUGAAAACAAACAUAAUAUCCCCCUCUCUAAAGUCUGAGUCCACACUGAUUUGAAUGGAGUAAAAGCAGCUGCUCGGGCCUUUAUGGUUUAAAAAAUGAAAGAGAGCCGACAGGCUGAGUUUGAUUAUGUGCAUCAAGUCGACUGACUCUUAUAAUUUUCUAUUGAGAGCUGGAGAUGUGGUCAAAUGAUGCAUGAUUGAUAUGCUGUGGUGAGUCGACAGGCUGUUUGCUAUAUCUGAAUUUACAUAAACACGGCUGGACCUCUACUUUAUGCAAAUAAGUCUAUUCAGCUCGAUGCGCCUGGCUCUCAAAACUCAUAUUAAACUGUCAAACUAGGCAGUGCUGAUCAAAUAUGAAUCACAAAUCUGUCACCGCAUUUUCUUUUAUCACCCAAAAUAUUUUAGGAACUUCAUUUUUCAAACUUUUUAACUGUGACACAAAAAAGUUUGUGCACAGCGUGCUGUUCUGUACUUAUCUAGAACAGAAAGCCUGUUUAAUAAGGCUGCACAUCAUGUUGUAUCUUCAUUAUUUAAGAUGUUCAAAUAUAUUUGAUGAAUGUUCAUCCAAAUGUUGUACACAGGAAACAUUUGUCCUGUACCAGCUGUUUGCAUUCACACUAAGCAUGUGAACAUUUGGCCUUUCAUACAUGUAUACUAUACACUAUACUAAGAAAACAGAAAAAUCAAAUAAGUAAGAAAUGAAAAUGCGAUAUAUAUAAAGAAUACAGAUGUAAUCAAACUUUUGGUAAAUUAAGUAUUUGCAAUAGAAAGUGAGAUAUAACGCUCUUAACAUUUGCACCUUACAAUUACUACAACUACAGCUACUGCUAUGACUGCUACUGCUUCCAAUCCUCUGUCCUCCUGUUACCCCACCUCCUCCCCAGAGAAGAGUUAUACAGUCUGAUGGCAUGAGGGACAAAGGAGUUUUCGUCUGUCGGUCCCGCACCUGGAAAGGAGCAGUCUGCCACUGAACAGGCUCCUCUGGUUAAUGAUGACGGUGUGCAGAGGGUGACUGGCAUUGUCCAAUAACGUCUGGUAGUUUGUCCAUAGUCCUCUUUUCUGCCAUUGUCACCAGAGAGUCCGGCUUCAUGCCAGCCGCAGAGCCGGCUCGUCUGAUCAGUUUUUCCAGCCUAGAUGUGUCCUUCUUGGAUGUGCUAACCCCCCAUUAGCUGAUGCUCAAGCUUCCUGUCAGCGAGAUGGCAGAAAAACAGGAGAAGAGUGAAGAGAAUGUUGUCAAAGAGCCCAACUUCUGCCAUUUGGAAUUAUUUUCAGAAGACACAGUUUGAUACAAAUACACACAAAACAUUGAUACUGUGCAAAACAUGUCCAAAACAGCAAGACACAGGAGCUGUGGAGCUAAUCCUUUCUCACUGAGUUUGUUAAGCACUCUUAAUAUCUUUAUUCUGACUCCUCUUUCAUACUGCAGGAAGUUGUUAUCCGUUCAACUGUGUUCACAUUGGAGACAAUCUGUUCAAAGCAGAAAUCUAUUGAUCAGGUUUAUUCAUAGGCUGCUCAAUGGCAUUGUGAAAUUGUCCAAUGACUGGGCUUGAGACCAAUGAAAAAUAAACAUAUCAUGUCUGCAGACACUGCAGGCAGUCCUGUCAAUGUAGCUGCGAUCUAGCAACAUCAACAUACCUUUGAGUGAUCAAUUGUCAAAUGACAGCAGAUCGCAGUUACUCACACGUGUUUAUCAGUUACUCUACUAUAAUAAAUGGAUUUUGAUAUUUCCAUAGGCAUAGAUAUGUCAGUUCUGACAUCUGUGUUAAAGCCUAAUUUUUUGUUUAUUAAAUAAAUUAACUCAAUAUCCAUCUGAGAUAGAUUAUAACAUUCACUAUUCAAUUAAUGGCUGUUAUAAUUAUAAAGCAGUUAUACUUUACAAAAACAAAAUAACCUGCUCCUUAUGCAUGCAUCGGUAUUGGCCACUAAAAAACUCAUAUCAAUUGACCGCUAGGUUUUAUCCAUUAUGUCUCCUGUUCAGUAUAAAGUACGGACAUAUAGGCAGUGAUGUUGUCCAUUGAUUUCUGAAGAGGUGUCAUGAAACCCAAAGAUGGGAAUGUUGACCUAACCUCAGUUUUCAGUCAACCUAAAAACAGGCCUCCUGUGCUUUUGGAGCCUGCCCCUGGUGGAAAUGCAGGAAACUACAGUUUUUCUGCACUUCUGCAUUCGCUCAGAUUUUCAUCACUGUAGGUUGUUACCUGGUUCCACCCAGGGCUCUGAGUGGGCUGAUGUUUUUAAGUACACAGUCCCACCACUUCCAAUAUCUAACCCUGUGCUUUCAGCAGCCAGGACCUGUCCCCACCCCGUUUAUACCACAGUUUCUCUUGGCAAUUGGUAAAACUACCAAAAAUGCAUUACCCAUGGUGCACUACCCAAGCCUUGUGUCUUUUUGCUUAUGAAAAAAACAGUUUUACUAUUCAAAAGCUUAACUUGUCUGGAAUGAUGGUUUUAUGUAUUCAAAAAUAGUGAUCCCAGUGUGACGUCAGAGGCUUGUGGGGGAAGAUGUCUGCUCUGAAUAAAGACAGAAUCAGGCUGUAGGCACAAACUUGAGAAAGAGUUAGCUGGUAUAUUCUUCUGAAGGCUGAUUGUGAACUAUUCGGGCAGUAACCUGUAUUCUCAGCAGAGAUCGGCUUUUUUUAGUUCCUCAGCCCAGCGCACUGCGAGCCAAAAAGUUAAUUUCGGACGCUGCACAGAUGUCUCACUGUGCACCAGGCCCUUUGUGGGGCAGAAAGCGCUGACACACACCGAAGCGAUCUAUCAGUGUGUGCCGCUACUCUGGCUUGCCCGUCACGUUGGUGGAGAAGGUAGCAGGGAUCACACCGUCUCUUACUUCUCUCAAUCUGCUCCCCUCACUCUUGCUUUGCUCCCUCUAACCUUGUCUUCUUCCUGGUUCCCUUUUCUCUGCUGGCACCCUCAUAAAUGAAUCAUCACAUCGCCCAGCGGAGCAGAAAUGUUCCUUAAUUGCACCGACAUAACCAGCACUGUCUUUCACAUGCACACAUAUCAAACACACAUGCCAUUAAUGGGUGGAUGGGGUGUACAUAAGGAGGGGGAGGAGGGGGAGGAUGGGGUCGGCGCGGCGCUACAGCUCGCAUGUCUCGCUGGUAUGUGUGCUGUCAAUGCUGCUCAGUGUUAAAAGUGUCCACGUCCUCUCUCCCCUCAUUGUUUUCCUGCUCUCCCAUGUUCUCCUGGUGUAAUGAUUUGGAUCAGACGCUGCUGUGUGGAAUUAGGAUCUCCCCCCCUCUCCUCCCUCUUCUCCUCCCUCUCUCCCCCGCUCCCGCGCUCCGUCUCUCACACUGGCCCUCUGGCUGACAGGCAUCUCGUUAGUGCAGUAUGUCUGUCAGUGAGGUUUGAGAUUGAGCUGUGCCCCCGCAUAUCCCUGAUGUCUCACACACACACACACUCACACACACACACACUCUGAUUCAGGCAGGCUGAGUUGACAGACAGACAGCGUCUCUCUGGCCUCAAUAAUGAUCUGAUGUCCUGUACUUUUAACAUGUCACUGUAAUGGAAGCGUUAUUUUUGUCCCAUGCCUAAAAGAGGACCAUUUUGCUAAACAUUGUUAUCUCCCUUGUUUUCUCUCCUCCUUUUCCUCCUGCCUCUUCUCCCCCCUCCUCUCCUUAUCGCCCCUCUCUUCUCGUCUAUCAGGUGGAGUUCAAAAUGAAGAAGACAGAUGCCAUCAGAUGGGAGAAGCUGGAGGGAGAAGGACAGGAGUCCAACAUCAAACACUUCAAUCCCAGUCAGUCCACAGCUUCAACAUUUCACGCUCCUCUCCUCCCUCCUCUCCACCACCACCUCCUGUCUUGGCUCUCAUCUCUCCUUUUCUCCUUCACCCCCUUCUUCUUCUUCUUCUCCGUUUCUCUCUCUUUCUCUCGCUCUGCAAAGAUCAAUAUGAGCUCCUGUGUUUGUCUGUUCGGCACUGAAAUGAGAGUGGGCAGUCAAGCCCUGCUGGAGUCUUUCAUUAGUCUGACGGUGAAAGUAGGCACAGAGAGGAAAGGUAUGACGGCGGAAUAUGACUCAGUAUUUUAGCCCACUCAGUCCCAUUACUGACAGGAUUAAUUACUUAUGUAAGUGUGCAUGGAGGGGGAGUGAAAGUUAAGUGGGCAGCCAAAACUCUCCAGCUCAGCCUCCAGAAAGGCCUGUUUUUAAGAGCCUGCUCAGAACUGAGAGUGCUGUUACGUUUCAACUCGAUAUUUGACAUCUGAUUUACUGGGAUCACAUCACGGUUUCUGUCCACACUUGGCCUGAAUAUGUCUGCUACUGUAUUUAUGUAAAUCUGCGUCUGGAUUACAUUCCUCGCCUCCCCUCUCCAUCUCUUGUUAGGAUUAUAAAGUGGGCGUAUUUCAUCCUGAAAAUAUAGAAAUCAAAUCACAAUGUGAUACUUCGGCUUUCAAGUCGAGCAGUCAGCUGCUGAGUGAGCAAAAGAAAUUCAUUUAAUGUCCCGCUGCAAUUAGAUGAUAAAAGUCAAGUUAUUAAGAGCGCUUUCAAUUAAAAAUGCAAUUUGAAACAUUAUGAACCAAGUACAUCUUCACAGAAGAAAUGAUUUUCUUUGAGGUCUUCGCACUUAUCUAAGAGUGCUGUUUAUCCAAUUCCUCUGAGCUGCUCUGGAAAUCUUGAACUCAAUUUAACUGGACUGUAUGAACUCCAGCUUCUGUUUCCUUCCCCCAUCAGACCAGUACCCGACAUCGUCUCACUACACCCGCAAAUGGGACAAGAUGGUGGUGGAUAUCAGCGAGGAGGAGAAAAACGAGAAGCUGGAGGGAGACGCCGCACUAAACAAACUCUUCCAGCAGAUCUACUGCGACGGCUCCGACGAGGUCAAACGAGCCAUGAACAAGUCCUUUGUGAGUGUCAAACCGAUAUCACAUGAAUCUUUGCUGCCGGAAAUCACCCACACCACAUUGUCAUCCUAGCUGACACAAUCAUGCACACAAUAAUCACAUCGAUACAAUUCUAAAAAGAAAAUCGGUCUUUGUUUCCCUGACUGUGAAUCAUGUGAACUUUACACCUUCCUCAUUUGUUAGAAAAAUAGGAAAGCUGCAGCGGAGCCUUGUACACUUUCUUCUGAAGCUCUCAGGAUAAAGAAACAUUUCACCAAAGCUGCACUGUGAAAGUCAACUUUAAAAUUAUUGUACCUUUUAAAGAGAAAGAGUCUCCAUUCAUCAAGUUUUCUUUGGUUAGUCACAGAAUUCAAACUCCAUUCAGGAACUGCAGCUUGUUUACAGUUUGUAUCACUGUGAACAAUAUCAGCUGGGCAGAUUGAGGAGGUCAGCCUUGAGAGUAAAGUACAAUCAUGAACAGAUACAUACAGUAGAUUGUAAUCAGUGAUGCUGUAGGGUUUUAAUGCUGAAAGUCUUUAGGACCCAUGGGUGGUGAUUUGGGGAAUUUUGUGGGUAACUGCACGUGUCCUAAAUAGGAAUGGGAAGUUUAAAAAAGUCCUUUGAUCGAUUAAUCAUAUAAAUUCACGAUCAAUCAUCAAUUUAUUCAAAAAUACAGGAAAAAACAUGUAUACCCUCAUUGGCAACUCCCCCCUUAAAACUGUUGUUCAGAACUGCACGCUACAUGCUCACUCGCGCUUCCUACCUGCCCAUACACCAUAAUGACCGCUGUUCAUUUCUCACUAAUGAAAUGCUAAAGUCAGGGACAUUUGCAGGGACAAUGUUACCCGAAACGGGGACUGUCCCCUGAAAUUGGGGACGUCUGGUUCCGCCACUUCCGUCUUGCUAGCAAGUAGCUGAUGGUAGGUUGAGACUGAAAGGGCAUAGAGGAUUCAUUAACCUCAGUCGGAUGUUAAGGUUCAAGUGGUACAUCAUCAGGGUCGUUGUGGUGUUGUACUUGUACACAGCAUUGCAGUGUUGCAGCAAACCUCAUCAUUUUUCCGCCCGAAAUGGUCCCACACCUACGAAAAAAGAGGUUUAGGGACACAAGAAGAGAAAAAAAUAAUUACAAGAGGGAGAUUUUUUUCAUUUCCAUUUUGAGAUUAAAGUCGAAAUUGUGAGAUUAAAGUCGAAAUUUUAAAAAGUCGAAAUUUUGACUUCAUUCUGUCGACUUUAAUCUUGAAGAUUUCACCUUUAAUCCCAAUUUUUUUUUAUCUCAAUUUUGACAUUACUCACAAAUUCUCAUAAUCUUAAAAUUUAGACUUUAGUCUUGAAAUUUCAAUUUUUAAUCUCGAAAUUUAGACUUUAUUGACAUAAUUAUGAUUUUUUUUAGUCUAGAAAUUUUGACUUCCAUCUCGAAUUUUCGAUUUUAAUGUCCUUUAUGUAAUUAUUGUUUUUUUUCUUUUCAUGUGGCCCUAAUCCUCUGUCAUACACACUACACUACAUCUUGCUUUCUUCAGGAUUUUUUUUAACGUCUACAGACGCCCGCUGAUGCUGUAUCACUCCUUUUGUAAAAUGUCAAAAUCCUUUCUCGUGGUGAUAGUCAGCAUUGUCUGAACACACACACACACACUGACUGGAAAAAGAGGGUAUCCCUUCCAAUCAGCAGAUGUUGAUCUUUGCUGGAAAGCAGCUGGAAGAUCGACGCACACUGUCCGACCUUUUUAAUAAUGUUUGAUUGAUCGAAAUUUUGCAUGAUCGACGUAAUUCUUCAAAUUAUCGAUCAUCGAUUAAUCGUGCCCAUUCCUAGUCCCAAAUACAUUUAAUGUUCCAUGCAAAUUUGCAGCGUUGAUGUCGUAUUGGUGUGUUAAGGCCUGGUUUGUUUCAGAGCUCAACCAUGAACAUUGCAGUUGCUGUGCGCAGUCAGCACUUUGCUGAAUGUAUCAGUCGUGAUCUAAAACAAGAUUCUGUCAAAACUUCCUUCCCAUCCAGGGUUGAUCUACGAUAAACAUCAAUCUGAAAUCACUUUGAUGCAGCAUCUCACCUAAACACAGACAGUGUGGAAGUCAGAUGUGUUCACUAGUACGGUUCGUGUUGCUCUGCCUGAAGUCUCUCCUCCUCCUCUUGUCUCUUCACUUCUCGAUGUAGGUGUCUGAGCUGCUGUCAGACACAGCGAGAUAGAAGUAGAAAAGGAGUUUGAUUUGAAAGCAUCAAAUAGAUCCAAAAUUACAAAUAUGUGUUUUUGAAGCACUACAUUUUACAUGGUAUCAAUUUCUGUAUUUUUGAUGCCCUUAUAAACUGCAGCUCUAAUAUGGUUGUAACAUAGAGAUAUGUUCAGAGAAAUUCAAAAUAUAUCUGAAAUUCAAACAAUAUAUUUUCAAAUCUGAGAAGUUAUUAGCAACAUAGAAAAGAGGAAGUGUUUACUGUAACAUCUUUUAUAGCACCAAACUAAAUGAUCAGGUAAAAAAGAAGUUGGUAAUCCAGAGAAACGAUGUGUCUCAUCUGGUUUUCUUCUGUUGGUUUGGCCUUUAUAUUUACUUUUCCCUUACAGCUUACUCUGGAAAAAUAAGGAUUUUUCGAGGCAUUGUCAAGACAAAACAGAAUGAUUAUUUUUUCACAUUUGAGCAGACUGUAUUACGUUCAUGUGCACACAGCUGUGGUCAGUAUUGUCAGUAGCUUCCAUAUUUGCGGCACAUUUGCCCAGUUUUGUGUUUGAAACGGGGCGACCAACUCUGAUGUGGCCUCUCCAACCGUCUGUCCUCUACACCACCAAGUAAACGUUUGCGAUAUGACACACUGGAGCAUUGUGAAUAUCCUGUAUAUGUGUGUGUGAAAUCCCUGCCUUUUAGAUUAAACUGUGUCAGAGAACACACACAGCACUGUGAAGUAGAUAGUGAGUCUGUCUUUUGUGUAAGUGAAAGAAAGCCCAAGCUGGUAUCGAAGACACAGUAAGGUCUGUGUUUUCUGUGGUUUGUUUAGUUACAGUGGUCAGAGGGGCGUUUCCAGAUAGCCUCUCAUGUACUUGUUUGCAGACCUGAGUAAACAGAGCAUGCAUCUAAUUCAUAUCAACCACAAUGCCUCAUGGGAUUUCAUCAUGACAAAGUUGGACAGUUAGGAGCAGCUGUGAACUGAUCAUCCUGGAGUAGCAGAAAGCCUCAAAAGAGCAGCUAGGCGUAGAAGAGACAAGUGAGACUUUUGAAAACCUGUACGUAAAAGUGAAGUCAUGUCAGCGCAGUGUUAAUUUUGGCAGCUUUUUUACAUUCAGUCUUAAAGGUACAUUCUGGUGUAAAUUUGAGUUAGGGUCAAACACACUGUUACACCAAGUUAGACACCCCGUCGAGAGAUGAAUGUUGCCGUCUGCUUGCCUCUCUAGUUAAACCAACUUCAGCAACGACCGCACAAUAGCAAUACACAGCGGGCUCCCCCCACAAACAAGCAGUUGUUUGAGGAGAGUGGGUAAGUUGUGUUUGGUCUCUUUGCUAAAGAAAUCAGGCAAAGCUAAAAAGAUGUUUGAAGGUGAGUACUAUGGCUAGGACCCUAUAUGUACUGUUGAAGAAGUUAGGUGCUGUUCUGAGCAUUAUUUGUGGCAUUUUGGUUGAGGUUUGUUUAUGGCUCCUGAGACCACUGUGUUUUGCUAUCAUGCGGUCGUUACUAAAGUUGGUAUAACUAGAGAUGCAAGCAGUCGGCAAAAUUCAUCUCUCGAGGGGGUGUCAAACUCGUUGUUAUGGUGUGUUUGACUUUAACUUAAUUUGACGCUGGAAUAUCCCUUUAAUUCACACUAACCACAAUGCCUCACUCAAAUGCUUUUGAGUUGUGGUCACAUUUUUGUCACUCCUGCCCUAAAUAGUUUUAGUGAAUAAAAAUCAAAACAUUUUAGUCAUUAGUCUUCCUCGAAGUGUUUUCUGUCUUCAAACUAAUUUAAUUCAUCAAUCACAAAUUGAAGUUGCAAGGUUGUACUUCUCUUAAAAUCUUUAGUGUCUCACUUUCUUAACACUUUACUUGUGUAACAUCAGGAUUCAUUGCUUUAAUUGGAUGAUGUAGUUAAGACUUCUGCCUGUGAAAUGCUGCUGAUCUGCUGAGUUACUACAAAGAAAUGAUCCUUGCUGCUCCAAGUCAAACUUUCUCUCUAUGACCACUAUGGAUACAUUUAUAUUGAUUGACUUCUUCUUUUUGUGUGGUGGGGGGCUCAGUUCAGGAGGUCUUUCAGGCCACAUCUUCAUCUUCAAUUAUUUUGAUUUGUCAUUGCUAGGAAACAACGUGUCGAAUUGGCUCUUUAAUGUCUCAGAACGAGGUUUGGACACAGAGCUGUGAACUGCUGUCAAACAUUAGACUGAGGUCCCCUCGUUUGCUGGUGUCGUCUUUAUCAACACACAGCAGGAAAUGUUUAUAAAGAUGAGAAGGCAACAUGGAGACAGAGAGGAUUAGUGAGGAUAAGUGAGAAAAUGAAUCAUACACCACUGAACAAACUCAGCUCAUUACACAAAUGUUUUGUUUUGAUUUUAGGUGACAAAUUAGAUACGCAUUGGGUAAAUCUGUUGAAAUUUAAAUGUCCUAAAACAAGGGUCUCUUUAUCUUCUUGUAAACUGAAACAAAACCUGUAUUUUUCAAAGUGUUUGCCAUUGAUGAUGGAACUUAUUUGGUCAUUGCUGAAUGGAGGUGUACAAACUUUGGAGCAGGUAUCCCAGUUGAGGAUGCACUUUCAGGAUAGAUGAUACUUGACUGGCCAGCCCUCCUCUCCUGUUGCCCCUUCCUCUUGUCUUUUUUAGAAUAUUUGAAAUUUUAGCAUUUUGCAUUCCCAAAGAUCACCCCUAACCAUCAACAAAUGAGUGGAUUCAAUUAGGGCUGGGCGAUAUGGCCUCAAAUCAAUAUUACAAUAUAUUGAGCAGUUCACCUCGAUGACGAUAAAUGGACAAUAACUACUCCACAAGCCGCUCACCCCCUCCCACAUUAACUUUGUCAACUUCAGCUGCCGCUCCAGCCGCUACAACUUUUGAACCGUCCUCCAUCUCCUCACUUGUCUUUCCCUCUCUGAUACGGAAUAAUUGAGGUGGAGUCACAUCUCUGACGUAGGACAGCCUCUUAAAGGGACAUGAGACCAUAGCCUACCUACACACAUCCAAAACCAACUUUGAUUUACUUAUUUUUUGACACUGAAUAUAUUGACAUGGGCAAAAUGACGUCAGUUGUUGUCGUAAAUUUCGGUAACGGUAAAUUUUUGGUUUAUUGCCCAGCCCAACAUUCAAUCUCUCUCUCUCUCUCUGCUGUGUGUGUUCAUAUUGUUAAUAUGGCAGCAGUACCUCUGCAGGUAACAGAAACAGAAAGAGACAUAACAGACGAGCUGAAUUUGUCCUGAGGGGGACAUAAACGUGUGAACCAAGUUUCAUGGCAUCCCAUCCAAGUGUUGUCAAGACACUGCACCCAAAACCAUAAAUGUCAGCCAGCCAAUGCUCGAAGAAGAGCUCUGCUAACGGAGUCCUGAGAGGUGUUUGUUGAUUUGUAACAGUUAUCCUGCGGGGCCGUCCUCCUGCAGUCUCUCUGCCUCCACAUCCUUCGUCUUUGCUCCUCUAUAUGAACAUGUUACUCACUGGUUAGAAAUCAUACAGUCAACCAUCAAAAGUGAAAUGACUCACUAUCGUCACUCCACUGGACAGCCAGCAGUUGUUCUUAUUUUAGAAAACCGUAUUGCAAACAAGCCCUCUCCAGAAUGCCCACACUCUGAAUUGACAGCAGCCCACAGACACAAACAUUUGGGACAUUACAGCGAUCUCUACAUGAGCAUUGUUUGACCAAAGUUGUUCUGCAACUAUUUUAUAGUGCAAACAAAUGCAGCGUGCCGCUCCUGUGUUGGAUAACAGAUGACCUCAUGGCGGUGGAGAACUGCUGCACACCUAGAAAAGAUUAGCUGUCAUCCCAAACAUCCGCCCCAAAGCUGAUUGGGUUUAAACAUUCAUGAUGAGCUGUCACUUCUGCAUUUGGAGCUUGAGACCUUUAGAAGAAUAAAGGUCACAUUAAAUGGAAAUCUGCGCUCUGAAUUUUUUUCACCUAUAAGCUUUGAAUAAGAUAAAAAUAUAUAUUAGAAAAGAGGCAGCAGUCAAUAAAUAAUCCCGCUUACUCAGCAAUGCUUGUGCAUUCAACAGAGCUUAGGUGGACUUCUUUGUCAGCAUUUUAGAGCAGGUAGAAGGUGUUACGUAACCAGAGUUCUACCCAAAUGAGUCCACUGAAGUUAAAUCACUGUCUGUCUCUCUCCUUCGCAGAUGGAGUCAAGUGGUACGGUCCUGAGCACCAACUGGAAAGACGUGGGCAAGAGAAAAGUGGAUGUUAGCCCACCAGAUGACGUGGAGCACAAGAAGUACUGAGCCCCUCCUGUCCCCUCUCUCGAUCCGUGUCUCCCCGCUUUCACAUCCUCCCUUCAUCUUUUGUCCAUCUGAACUUCCUCCUCGUCUUCGCAGUUGUUCUGUCGUUUUCACUAAGUGCAGGGAGCCUCGGUGUUCCCACUUUUACUCUUUGCCUAUUCUCUGCAAUAACCAGUAACCCUCUAAGGUCAGAUAGCUCAAAUAAUCUCCACAGUGACUUUUCUCUCAAAGACUCAAACAGAGUUAUCAAAAGGGACUGACGGACUGAACUCUUAACUCCAGUUUUAGAAGCAUCACUCUUCUUCCCUCUCCUGGUUUUUCUCAGCCUUUUAUGAGGAGUUCUGUCAUCAGCUCUUGUAUGAAAUUGUAAAAUUGUUCAUAGUAAGUAAUAUCCGUUUGAAAGUGGAAAUGAUCACUCUGAUUUCAUUUCUCGGCUCUUUUCUGUACACUCGGUAAAAAGUCAACAGCAAUACUGACUUGUCUGGGGUCUGUGUGACUCGUCAGCCAGGGGCUCAUUACCGCUCGCUCCCCCCCAGUGUGAUUCAAGCUUCAGUGUAAAUAAAAGAUUUGUUGUUUGGCUCACAAA